AUGGGUCUACCUACCAAAUCAAACGUGUGUACAUUAACCGUCGCUGAACCUGCACUGACCUAUAGGCACAUGCACAUCACACGCAAAUACAUAUUACAAUACGUCUCUGAGUCACAUGAUACAUUGCCGUUCCACCUCCGUUUCAUUAACACACGCGCACUCACUGGCGCUAUCGCAGAAUCGUUUGUGCUGUUGUGGAAGAAGACAGAGGAUGGGGAAGAGAAUAUUCUUGUGGAAAACAAAAAGAGCGAACUCAAGGAAAUGAAAUCGUUUAUGCGGGGUCGAAGUUCUUGAUCCAGAAAUCAAUCUCUUUCCCCCGAUUGACGAUGGUGGACUGUAUA
Messenger RNA from Sphaeroforma arctica JP610, 341 nucleotides. RefSeq lists its product as hypothetical. NCBI's taxonomy places the organism in Eukaryota, Ichthyosporea, Ichthyophonida. The transcript is spliced from 2 exons. Bases 1 to 294 code for a protein of 97 amino acids. The record is from RefSeq and is a predicted model, not a curated record.